CAGAUGAUCUGAACCUUAACUUUGUGGGUCCCCCAGUUUUAGUUCAUCAUCAAAAACUUACCAGACCAAUCUCACAGCAGAGAAUCGCGAAUCCAAGAGAUCCAGAUUUCCCAGACUAACCGAAACCUUGUAAUCUCUGUUAGUAAGUUCCUUUCUUCGUCCAGAGACUUCGAACCGAAGUUACAUUCAAAGGAAAGGCCUCUCAAAAAUGCCAUUGAAGGGAAUGUUAGAGGUGGAACCACCGAGCCCGUUAAGAUAUAUCAUCGGAGCAGCAAUCAUGAUGAUCGGAGUGGUACUGCCCGUCGGAUACAUGAUGUUCCGUAACAAACGCGUCCCUUCCUCUUCCUCUUACUCCAAACAGACGUAGGAACAAAGUUUUGAUAUAGAGAUUUUGGUGGAAGAUAGAGAUUUUUUUUUUAUGCGAAAUUGAUGGGGUUACAUUUUAAAGAAGGCCUUGAAUGACCUGCAGAUACAACAAUGUAAAUGAAUUGUAAAACCCUCAGUUCUGUUCUAUGUUUGUUGUCUUGUUUGGAUAUUAAUUCAAGUUUAUAAAAGAUUACAUGUGUUGUUUUUCUCAAUUUUUGAGUUUUUAUUAGGUUGGUAAUUAGCAUCAUAAUGUAUCAAUUCUAUGAUACUGGUUGUUUUGAAGCUAAUUUGAGUUUAUGAAAACCUGUUCUUUACUUCUUUCAUGUGUCUUUGAUUAGGUAUAAAUAGUCAAUUUAACAUCUAUCAUGUAGCAGCCCUUCUUUUCCAGAACAUCUUUCAUUUUUUCUCCUUGUAGUUUCCCUCUUUCAUAUGGUGUAUGAUGAAAAUGGGAGCAUAUCAUCUAUAAUUACUGCACAACAAUUAUCCAAUCACAAUUUAGAAUUGUAUAGGUUCUAGUAUGGAGCUCACAUUUAUAAGUGAUGAAUUCAUACAUAAUUCUUUGUUGUGAUUGGACAAUUGUAAGAUUGUAGUUAAAAAAUAGUAAGUGAAAUGCUCCUGAUGA
Durio zibethinus is the source of this 988-nucleotide messenger RNA. RefSeq lists its product as uncharacterized. The record is from RefSeq and is a predicted model, not a curated record. NCBI's taxonomy places the organism in Eukaryota, Viridiplantae, Streptophyta, Magnoliopsida, Malvales, Malvaceae. Gene Ontology annotation, cellular component: Golgi apparatus.